Messenger RNA from Acanthopagrus latus (yellowfin seabream), 4695 nucleotides. RefSeq names its product ganglioside induced differentiation associated protein 2 (gene gdap2). Bases 283 to 1770 code for a protein of 495 amino acids. The record is from RefSeq and is a predicted model, not a curated record. Lineage: Eukaryota; Metazoa; Chordata; Actinopteri; Spariformes; Sparidae. The transcript has 14 exons.
UGUAUUGGUGGCGCUACCAUGACGCUGCAACAAUACGCACCUAGCAUACUGGCUAAAUGUGUAGUUAAACCUGGUUAACUUCGUUUUUGACGGGUUUGGCGACUACUUUGCGCGCUAUUAUGAGAAGGAAAGAGGGACGACAACACUCCUUGUCACUGUAAACUGUCGUGUCAACCUUCAUUAAUUUUUCGUUAUUUUUCUGUUGUGGACAUCACCUCUGUCCGGAGGAAAUACAACUGGCUAGUGAGCCUGCUUGUAGAUCCAGCGUCGGUGUGUAAUAGGAUGGAUCCUCUGGGUGCUCGCUCUCAGUUCAUUGACAUCCAGACUCUCCCCACUUGGCAGCAGCAGCUGGAUGAGGAUGUCAAGGAGACACCCCUGAACCAAAGCGAAAGCCUGCUUGGCCAGGAAGCCUUCCCCUCGCCCUUCCCCAUCAGAGCAGACAUCAACCGCAAGAUCAUCCUCUUCACUGGUGACGUGGCCCUGCUGAAUUGCACCUCAAUCGUGAACACCAGCAACGAGUCGCUUAAUGACAAGAACCCAGUGUCUGACAGCAUCCAUCAGCUGGCGGGGCCCGAGCUGCGAGACGAGCUGCUCAAACUCAAAGGAUGUCGGACAGGAGAAGCGAAGCUAACCAAAGGCUUCAACCUGGCAGCGAGGUUUAUCAUCCACACAGUGGGACCAAAGUACAAAGCCAAGUACAGGACGGCAGCAGAGAGCUCGCUGUACAGCUGCUACAGAAACAUCAUGCAGCUGGCUGCAGAGCAGUCAAUGGCGUCUGUUGGCUUCUGUGUGGUGAGCACGACCAAAAGAGGUUACCCACUGGAGGACGCUACGCACAUCGCUCUCAGAACUGUGCGCAGGUUCCUGGAAAAUCAUGGAAACAGCUUGGAGGCCGUGGUGUUCACAGUGUCAGACACAGAGGAGUCUGUAUACAAGAAGUUACUGCCUCUGUACUACCCUCGCUCUGAGGAAGAGGAGAAGGCUUGCCUGCCUCUCAUCCCAGCUGACAUCGGCAACUCGGAGGGUGAACCUGUCGUCCCAGAGAGACAGAUUCGCAUCGCCGAGAAACCCGGCACCCUGGAAGACGACUCUGAGGAGGAGAGUCUGGAGUUGGAUCUGGGUCAGGUGGGGAAUCACGCUUUUGCCCGCAUGGAGGGUGAUGUGGACAAACAGAGGAAACAGAUCCUGCAGGGCCAGAUGUCAGAGGCGGCCAUGCAGAAACAACACCAGAGGAAUUACAAUCGCUGGCUGUGUCGGGCGAGAGCAGAGGAUCUGUCAGACGUCGCUGCACUGAAGGCUUUAUAUCAAACUGGUGUGGAUAUGUGUGGCAGGACAGUGAUGGUUCUGGUUGGCCGAAACAUCCCAGUCACCCUUAUCGACAUUGAAAAGGCCCUGCUGUACUUCAUCCAUGUGAUGGAUCACAUCACAGUGAAGGAAUAUGUAAUGGUUUACUUCCACACGCUGACUGGAGAGCACAACCACCUGGACUCUGACUUUCUCAAGAACCUCUACGAUAUCGUUGAUGUCAAGUUUAAAAAGAAUUUAAAGGCCUUCUACUUUGUCCAUCCAACAUUUCGCUCUAAGGUCUCAACAUGGUUCUUCACCACCUUCAGUGUGUCAGGGAUGAAGGACAAAGUUCGCUACCUGGACAACCUGCAGCAGCUCUUCACCUGCAUCAAACCUGAGCAGAUCGACAUCCCUCCGUUUGUCCUGGAGUAUGACGCACGGGUGAAUGGACCCUACCAUUCCUCCCAGUCUUCAGGUCUGUGACAGGAGACCAGCGGGGCCUCCCCAUCGGGGUGACGAGGGGCUGUCAGCCUAUCAAAAGGAGGGCAGUUUAUGGACAUGAUGUUGCCCGUGUAGUCUGAACUCCUAACCCCUUGUUAAGGCUCUGAACCAUAAUAAGGAAUCUCGCAUUUUGUUCUGUCUCUGCCAAAAGGACAAAAUUAACAGUCGCAGCCCACAUUUAGCAGCAUGUGGCCUAGUGAACGGUCGUUGUCGCUCACCACAGACUAUUUCUGGAUGUGGGAUGGUUUCUGGAUUAUGCCUUACACUAAGAGUUCUUAUUCAGCAGUUUCCUCAAACAUCCUCAAAGAUGGAGAAUCAUGUCAAGCCAUACAGUUGCUCAAAGCAUUUUCCAUCAUGUGGUCAUGUCUCAGAAUAUUGGCAGAUGUUUCAAAUCCUGGAUUAAAACGAGAAGAUUACGACUGUCUGGAUUUCCACACCGUUAAAUUCAGUACCACACCAUGCUGGCAGCAGGAACUCCGGGUGAAGUAAAGGCUAAUGCUACACCCAGGCGGAAGUUGGAAAUUCCCCCCGGUAUGCUGUAACCUCUGUGUUCUCCUGUGGUCACAAUUGGUAAACCCCAGGGGAAAGUUAUUAACGCCUGGGGGAUAUUCAAAAUAUAAAAAACCUCACUCUACUUGUACAACUGGCAAAAUCCCUUUAUGCUGGCUAACAGAACUUUAACUUUCUGUCACAUUUUGGUAAAUGCACUUGCUUGCUCUCUUGCUAUGAGUAAGAUGAGAAGAUUAAUACCACUCUCAAAUUUGUGCAUUAAAUAUAAAGCUACAGCCAGGAGACGCUGAGCUUAGUUUAGCGUACAGACUGGGAGCAGGGGGAAACAUUUGGUCUCCUGUAAAACCACAACUUCAUUUAUACACUAGUGUUGUAUCCCUCACUCAUUAACUCGGGCCAGGAGAGCACAUAUUUCCCAAAAUGUAAACAUAUUCCUUUAAGCUUUAAAUCCACACAAAGUGUCUGGGUGGAUUGAUGGUGAUGUGUUGAAAAUGGAUUGUUGGCGUACUGCUGUUCAAUGUGUAAGAUGCCACGCAGACAUGACAGUGACCAUAUAUACAUCACAACAAGCUUGUUGUUUCCUAUGAGGAGAACAAACUCUGCUGGCUUUUCUGUGGGUUAUUCCUCACAGGAAGUUUGUAUUUUCUCAAUCAAGGAUGUGUGUAGAAGGCAGCAGGGCGUAUAUAAAGGACAUGUACCUCGCUUAAAUUAACACUGAAGCAAUUAAUCAAUUAGUCAUUUAACCUGCAACUUUUUUUUUCUUUUUUUUCCAAUUGGUUGGUCAUUUCAGUUAAUAAUUUAGCAAAUGAUACCAAUUUUUGCCAAACAUUUACUGGUUACAGUUUCUCAAAUGUGAGGAUUUGCUUUUUCUGUUUCAUAUCAUUAUAAUUGCAGACUGUUUGGUUUUGAACUGAAAAAAAGAAGAGACAAUGAAGAAGAGAAACAAACAAAUUUAGGAAGUCACCUGGGCCUCUGGGAGCUCCACACUUUGCAUUUUCCAUUAUUUCUAAAACUUUUGAGAUAAAACAACUGAUCUGUUUAAUCAAAAAAAUCAAUACCUGAAUGAAUAAUAAUCAUUGUUAGUUGAGUCCUUAAUCACAGGGCUGUUGUCUUCUUCCAUGGUGCCUGUGUAAGGGUACCUCACCUUUUUAGUUCAGACUACUAGUCCAGCUGAAGGUACUUACUGUCUGCAGCUGUGUUUCUUCCAGCUUUAUGACACCAGUUCGUUACCAGUUUCAGAGGAUUACAAACAUUAUUCUCCCCUACUGCACUAAUUUAUUGUCUCAUGUAUUUGUUUCUGAUUUGUCUUGUGAAAUGCUGGUUACUUUUCAGUUGCGCUGCUCUCUCUGGUCCUCACUCAUGAGAAGGUGUAGCUUUGUUUUCAAGUUUCACAUUGCUGUUUGAUUUCCAUUCUCACACUCACAGGAUCGAAUCAGCUGGUUUUUAUUUUCUCCUUGCCAAUGGAGAUUGAACUUAUUGUUAAAUUGUUUGUUAAAAUGAGCAUUUUGUUCCUCAGUCAUAGAUUUCCCUUUUUUAUAUGCACAGUUUGCUCAGUUUUACUUUUAAUUCAGUUCAACUUGGACUACCAGACUGGAGGUUUCACUUGAUCAGGGCAAUUGCAAAUCAGAUUUACUAAACUUUGAAAACAUUCCAGUGACUAUUUAACUUCCACCGGUCUUAUGUAGCAGUCCCCACCUGUCUGGUAUGCCAAAAUGUAUAUGUAACACUAUCACAAUUUCAUUUCUGUUAGCAAGAAACAAUCCUCCCACACCUCUUCAGCCUAAAUGUGGGCCUUAUGAAGUUGUAACUUUCAUGUUUGCAACUGGAAGAUGCACCGUGACAGUUUAAGGACUUUUCAGAGUCCCAUUUUAACUCGAUAAACAAUCGAAGUGAAGUAGAUUUUAACAACUUUAAUCAACUGUUUGAUGUCUUUAAAUCUUAUUUUCCUGUUACAGUGACAACAUUCAGUGGGGUGGAAACAAGUGCAUUGAAAAUGAGUGACUUUCCUCACUUAAUGCUUUCACAGAAGUUAAGAUUUAAGAUGGAAUAUGUCAGUGAGUUGUCCAAAAUGUCACAAAUACAGCUCUGGAGCAAUUGAGUAAAAAAUGGUUGUUUUUUCCUCCAUCAUCUCUAUUUAAAAAAAAAAAACAACCAGAAACCAGACUUCAGAUCAGUGAAGUUAUCAGCAUGAACUUUAUUGUCACAACUGUGAUUAUGUCAGAAUGUAUAAAAAUGAUGAGCCAAACUUCUUGACUUCCUCGAAUUGUAUAUUAUCUGUUUUGUAUGAUUUCAACUGAGAUUUGAAGGAAGUGACAUCAUUGGUGUUCAAACUUUCUUUACUGUUAGGUCUGUUGAAUUUUUUUUAUACACUGAUUAAAAUGAUUUUUCUCUGUCAAA